AUGAUUCCGGUGAACUCUUUCGACUGGAGGGUCCUAGAGGAUCACACAAAUGCGCCUGCGAAAGCGACAUUACUUUCUGGUACAUCUUAUAUAUUGGGUUGUUCGGAAACAAGAAAAGAUAAAAGUGCUGCUCAAACCAGAAAGAAAUUUACCGAUGUGUAUGGUGAAGAUGUGUUGACAGUACGCCAGUGCCAGAAUUGGUUUGCAAAAUUUCGAUCCGGCAAUAUUGAUGUCGAAGAUGCACCACGUUCUGGAAGACCGGUUGAAGCUGAUAAAGACAUGAUAAAGGCAUUAGUUGAUGCAAACCGGCGAAUAACAAAUUUAACUGUUUAUGACCACUUGAAAGGCUUAGCGCAUCAUUACUGGGGACGAAAAAUGGGUGUAUAUAUGUCAAGCGCAAGAGAUCAUGGAGCAAAAAAGAUAAUUGCUCAAAGCAUUUCCAAAGCCAAUAUCCAUCAAAGAAAGAUUUUACCAGAUAAUACAACAAUUAAUUCGGAAGUCCACUGUCAUCAGCUGGUCAAACUGAAUGAUACACUUCAACAGGAAAGGCCAGAAUUAAUCAACAAAAAGGGUGUAGUGUUCCACCAAGAUAAUCCGAGACCUCAUUUAAGUUUGAUCCUUUGCCGAAAGCUUUCACAGCUUGAAUUGGAUACAAUGUCACAUCCACCAUAUUAUCCAGAUCUGACACCUUCGGAUUAUUAUUUGUUUCGGUUAUUGCAAAAUUUUUUAGAUGGUAAAAUAUUCUCUUCAAAUGAGGAGGUCAAAAACCACCUAUACCAGAUUUUUGAUAGCAAAGACCCAAAAUUUCAUGAGCGUAGAAUCAUGCUCGUACCAGGAGGAUGA
Messenger RNA from Vespa mandarinia (Asian giant hornet), 843 nucleotides. RefSeq names its product histone-lysine N-methyltransferase SETMAR-like. NCBI's taxonomy places the organism in Eukaryota, Metazoa, Arthropoda, Insecta, Hymenoptera, Vespidae. Gene Ontology annotation, molecular function: nucleic acid binding. The record is from RefSeq and is a predicted model, not a curated record.